This is a messenger RNA of Apodemus sylvaticus (European woodmouse), 8220 nucleotides long. It is a transcript of the gene Ralgapb, whose product is annotated as Ral GTPase activating protein non-catalytic subunit beta. Gene Ontology annotation, molecular function: GTPase activator activity. The record is from RefSeq and is a predicted model, not a curated record. Gene Ontology annotation, biological process: regulation of small GTPase mediated signal transduction; activation of GTPase activity. Lineage: Eukaryota; Metazoa; Chordata; Mammalia; Rodentia; Muridae. The transcript has 30 exons. Bases 290 to 4777 code for a protein of 1495 amino acids.
GGGGAAUUAUUUGACGCCACCGCCCCUGGCAGUCGGAAGUUGCUUGAACGGAGCCCAGCCGGCCGGCCAAGCGACCGGUGUUCGUCGUCCCCUGGGCGCCCUGUGAGAGUCACUGACGGGUGGACAGACUGACUGCCGGUGGAGGGCCGGCCGGGGCAGUGGCAGCGCGGGCCGGAUGGCGCGGGUCGCGUGAGGCGGCUGGCCGAGUGCGGCCCGCGGUGCGCCCGCCCAGCGAUGCGGGCCCCGCCCGUCGCCUCAGGUGCCAUUUGGAUAGUACUUUAGUGGCACAAUGUACUCUGAGUGGCGGUCACUGCAUUUGGUGAUUCAGAAUGAUCAAGGCCACACCAGUGUGCUACACAGCUAUCCAGAGAGUGUUGGACGAGAGGUGGCGAAUGCGGUGGUCCGUCCUCUUGGGCAGGCAUUAGGUACCUCUUCAGUGGCUGGUAGUGAGAGUUUGUUAAAAACUGACAAAGAAGUAAAAUGGACCAUGGAAGUAAUUUGCUAUGGACUGACCCUUCCGUUGGAUGGAGAGACUGUAAAAUAUUGUGUUGAUGUAUAUACAGAUUGGAUUAUGGCUUUGGUGUUGCCAAAAGACUCUAUUCCAUUACCAGUUAUUAAAGAACCUAAUCUAUAUGUUCAAAGUAUAUUAAAACAUCUACAAAAUCUUUUUGUACCAAGACAGGAACAGGGCUCCAGUCAAAUCCGACUAUGCUUACAAGUUCUAAGAGCCAUUCAGAAACUGGCCCGUGAGUCAUCCAUUAUGGCUCGAGAAACCUGGGAAGUCUUACUGUUGUUUCUUCUGCAAAUUAAUGACAUACUUCUGGCCCCACCAACUGUUCAAGGUGGCAUUGCUGAGAACCUAGCAGAGAAGCUGAUUGGUGUUCUCUUUGAAGUUUGGUUACUAGCUUGCACCAGGUGCUUCCCAACACCUCCGUAUUGGAAGACAGCCAAGGAGAUGGUGGCUAACUGGAGGCACCACCCUGCAGUGGUAGAGCAGUGGAGCAAGGCCAUCUGUGCACUGACCUCCAGAUUGCUCCGCUUUACAUACGGUCCUUCAUUUCCUCCGUUUAAAGUUCCUGAUGAAGAUGCCAAUCUGAUCCCUCCAGAAAUGGACAAUGAGUGUAUUGCACAAACAUGGUUUCGAUUUUUACAUAUGCUAAGUAAUCCCGUGGAUCUGAGUAACCCAGCCGUUAUAAGCUCAACCCCCAAGUUUCAGGAACAGUUCCUGAAUGUGAGCGGGAUGCCACAGGAGCUGAGCCAGUACCCCUGCCUUAAACAUCUGCCUCAGAUAUUCUUUCGUGCCAUGCGUGGAAUCAGCUGUCUGGUGGAUGCAUUCUUAGGCAUUUCUCGACCUCGAUCAGACAGUGCUCCCCCAACACCUGUGAACAGAUUAAGUAUGCCCCAGAGUGCUGCUGUGAACACCACACCACCACAUAACCGGAGGCACCGGGCUGUUACCGUGAACAAGGCCACAAUGAAGACAAGUACAGUUACUACUGCUCACACCUCAAAAGUCCAGCACCAGGCAUCCUCCACUUCUCCUCUGUCCAGUCCAAAUCAGACUAGUUCAGAACCCAGGCCGCUGCCUGCCCCCCGAAGACCAAAGGUUAACAGCAUCUUGAAUCUCUUUGGAUCGUGGUUAUUCGAUGCAGCAUUUGUUCACUGUAAACUUCAUAAUGGAAUAAACAGAGACAGCAGCAUGACUGCCAUUGCAACACAAGCUAGCAUGGAGUUUCGACGGAAAGGGUCCCAAAUGUCAACAGACACCAUGGUUUCCAAUCCUGUGUUUGAUGCAAGUGAAUUUCCUGAUAACUAUGAAGCAGGAAGAGCUGAGGCUUGUGGGACAUUAUGUAGAAUUUUUUGUAGCAAGAAGACUGGAGAAGAGAUUCUGCCAGCUUAUUUAUCCAGAUUUUACAUGCUUUUAAUUCAAGGUUUGCAGAUAAACGAUUAUGUAUGCCAUCCUGUGUUGGCCAGCGUUAUUCUAAACUCCCCUCCUUUGUUCUGCUGUGACUUGAAAGGGAUUGAUGUUGUGGUUCCUUACUUUAUUUCAGCUCUUGAAACCAUUUUGCCUGACAGAGAACUCUCAAAAUUCAAAAGCUAUGUAAAUCCAACAGAAUUGAGAAGAUCAUCUAUUAAUAUCCUGCUUUCUUUGUUGCCCCUCCCUCAUCAUUUUGGCACAGUCAGAUCUGAGGUGGUCCUAGAAGGAAAGUUUAGUAAUGAUGACAGCUCUUCUUAUGAUAAACCAAUAACUUUUCUGUCCCUGAAGCUGAGACUUGUGAAUAUACUAAUAGGUGCCUUGCAAACAGAAACGGACCCCAAUAACACCCAAAUGAUACUAGGGGCAAUGUUAAAUAUUGUUCAAGAUUCUGCACUUUUAGAAGCCAUUGGUUGCCAAAUGGAAAUGGGUGGCGGAGAAAACAACCUGAAGAGUCAUAGUCGCACCAACAGUGGCAUUAGCUCAGCAAGUGGAGGAAGCACAGAGCCUACAACCCCUGAUAGUGAGAGACCUGCUCAAGCUCUUCUGAGGGAUUAUGCUCUUAAUACAGAUUCAGCUGCCGGGCUCCUGAUUCGCAGCAUUCAUCUCGUCACUCAACGACUCAACUCCCAGUGGCGGCAAGAUAUGAGCAUAUCCUUGGCAGCUCUGGAGCUUCUCUCUGGCCUGGCAAAGGUGAAGGUAAUGGUUGACUCGGGAGACCGGAAGCGUGCCAUCAGUUCUGUGUGCAGUUACAUCGUAUACCAGUGCAGUCGGCCAGCUCCUCUCCACUCCCGGGAUCUGCACUCCAUGAUAGUGGCAGCAUUUCAGUGUCUCUGUGUCUGGCUGACAGAGCACCCUGAUAUGCUGGACGAAAAGGAUUGCCUUAAGGAAGUACUGGAGAUUGUAGAAUUGGGUAUCUCAGGAAGCAAAUCCAAGAACAGUGAGCAAGAAGUCAAGUACAAAGGUGAUAAGGAGCCGAACCCUGCGUCCAUGAGGGUAAAGGACGCCGCAGAAGCCACUCUAACAUGCAUCAUGCAGUUGCUUGGCGCAUUUCCUUCACCCAGCGGUCCUGCCUCUCCUUGUAGUCUGGUGAAUGAGACUACUCUGAUCAAAUACUCCAGGCUGCCAACCAUAAACAAGCAUAGUUUCCGGUACUUUGUUUUGGAUAACAGCGUCAUCCUGGCGAUGCUCGAGCAACCUCUUGGAAAUGAGCAGAAUGACUUUUUCCCCUCUGUCACUGUGCUGGUCCGGGGAAUGUCGGGAAGACUUGCGUGGGCUCAGCAACUUUGCCUUUUACCUAGAGGAGCAAAAGCAAAUCAGAAGCUUUUUGUGCCUGAACCUCGCCCAGUUCCUAAAAAUGAUGUUGGAUUUAAAUAUUCUGUGAAACAUCGGCCAUUUCCUGAAGAGGUGGACAAGAUUCCUUUUGUAAAAGCAGACUUGAGCAUUCCAGAUUUACAUGAAAUUGUCACUGAAGAAUUAGAAGAGAGGCAUGAAAAAUUAAGAAGUGGUAUGGCACAGCAGAUUGCUUAUGAGAUGCACCUGGAACAGCAGAGUGAGGGGGAAUUGCAGAAGCGAAGCUUCCCUGACCCUGUGACGGACUGUAAGCCCCCACCUCCUGCCCAGGAAUUCCAGACAGCCCGCCUUUUCCUUUCUCACUUUGGAUUUUUGUCCUUAGAGGCAUUGAAGGAACCUGCAAAUAGUCGUCUACCUCCUCACCUUAUUGCACUCGAUUCUACCAUACCUGGGUUUUUUGAUGACAUUGGGUAUCUGGAUCUCUUGCCAUGCCGGCCUUUUGACACAGUUUUUAUUUUCUACAUGAAACCAGGUCAGAAAACAAACCAAGAGAUUUUAAAGAAUGUCGAGUCUUCCAGAAAUGUUCAGCCACAUUUUCUAGAAUUUUUGCUUUCACUGGGCUGGUCAGUAGAUGUGGGAAGACACCCCGGUUGGACGGGACAUGUGUCCACCAGUUGGUCAAUUAAUAGUUGUGAUGAUGGCGAAGGGUCUGAACAAGAUGAAAUAACAUCCUCUGAAGACGUUGGGGCUAGCAUUUUCAACGGGCAGAAGAAGGUGCUGUAUUAUGCUGAUGCCCUAACAGAAAUAGCUUUUGUGGUUCCUUCUCCUGUGGAGUCAUUGACUGAUUCCCUGGAAAGUAACAUCUCAGACCAAGAUAGUGACUCAAAUAUGGAUCUUAUGCCGGGAAUUCUGAAGCAGCCACCCCUGACACUUGAGUUGGUCCCUAAUCACACAGACAGUCUUAAUUCCUCACAGAGGCUCAGCCCCAGUUCCAGGAUGAAGAAGCUGCCGCAGGGUCGGCCUGUGCCCCCGCUCGGACCUGAGACAAGAGUAGCUGUAGUCUGGGUGGAACGCUACGAUGAUAUAGAAAACUUUCCGCUCUCAGAUCUGAUGACAGAGAUCAGCACUGGUGUGGAGACUACUGCAAAUAGUAGCACUUCUCUGAGAUCUACAACUCUUGAAAAAGAAGUCCCAGUAAUCUUCAUUCACCCUUUAAACACUGGAUUGUUCCGGAUAAAAAUCCAAGGAGCCACUGGAAAAUUUAACAUGGUCAUACCUCUGGUUGAUGGGAUGAUAGUCAGCCGGCGAGCACUUGGCUUUCUGGUGAGACAGACAGUAAUAAACAUUUGUAGAAGAAAGAGACUGGAGAGCGAUUCCUACAGCCCACCACAUGUCCGUCGGAAACAGAAAAUCACUGACAUUGUCAACAAGUAUCGGAACAAGCAGUUGGAGCCAGAGUUCUAUACUGCCCUUUUCCAGGAGGUUGGACUCAAGAACUGCAGUUCUUAGAAGGUAGUUCGUCUAGGUCAGUGAACUCCAGAGUGGGCUCUAACAUCAAAGCAAGACAGUUCUGUAAAAAUCAAAGCUAAUCACUCCCAAGAGCUCUCUGUUGGCUCACCAGAAGAACGAUGUGAAGCCACUGGCUUGAAGCCCAGCUCUCCAGUGAAGGGACCCUGCACCGUCACACUCCUGCUGAAAAUAACAACAAGCAUUUUAGCCAUAAACUUUCUUUUAAAAGUGACAAUUUUAGUAAAAUACUAGCCUUUUGAAGAAAAAGGCUUUUAUGCAUCAGUUAAAUACAUGCAUUGAUAGUGUCAACAAGUUUGCAAGUUAGAAACUGAAGAUAGUUUUAUACCUCGCUUUUUAGGAGGGUGUAUUCAAAAUUAAAAUCUGUCUCAGAAUCUUCCAGAACUUUUUAGGCUCAAGUUGACACUGUGGAGAAGGAAAGGCUGCAGUGUUGUCUCGUGUGAAUCCAUUUGUCACCCCUGUCACACUGACAGGGUGAAACAUAAAUGAGUUUUGUUCAGAUAAGAAGUCUGACAUUAAAAUAUUUCCUAUUUUCUCUCCAUAUUUAACAAGGUGUCCCUCUCAUCGCUGUGGAGCCCUGUCCCAUGGCUAAGCAGGCAUGGAGGCCCCGCUGUGUUCUCUGAAGGGUAUGCUAGUCAUGUUUGUGGGUAAAAGCUGUGAGAGAGAGCAGCGCCUCCCCUCUCCAUUGCUGUUCAGUUUACUGGACAGGCGAUAGAUAGGUCAGGCAUGGCUCCUUCAUUAAAUACCAAGAAAUGUGAGUUCAUAGCAGUGGCUCAGAAGUAUUUGGCUUCAUCCAUCAUUGAUUUCAGGACCAAACUGCAAGCCGCAGUAGUUGCUGAAGGGUUCUAAUUUGUGGCUCAGGAAGUAGCGUCGUCGCACUCAGCUCCUUAGAGAGCACCUAGCCCACAGUCCACAGAACUCAGUGCCACCGCCUUAGGUGGUGGUGCUGUGUGCUUUCUGGCCUUAGCCAGAUGAAGGCACAGGCCACCACCAGGGCUCUGGAAUAUUUCUGUCACCUCACUGCUGCUUUUCUGCCAGGGACAAAGCUUAGGAGGUGGCCAAAACCAAACUGUUUUAGAAGGACUCCUGUUACAGUGCUCAGUAUGUACCUGUUUUUAUGUUCUCCUUCAGUAAGAUUGUUUUGUCUUACAAGUGACAUACAUAGUCCAAAGAGAAAUAAUCACACUUGAAUGGGGGUGUUCUCACUGGCCCUCUGUUGUCGUUAAAGCGUAAAUCAGGAUUCCACUGUUGGGUUUGAGGGUUAUUUCUUUUCUAGGAUAUCAGGGGCAGUGUUGGGCCGGCUCUCCUGUGCAGGUGCCUCCAUUCUGGGCAUGUGUGCUCUGCCGUCUGGGAGUAAGAACCGUGGCUGUAGCAGUCCUUGGCCUGAAGUUUGCCACCACCCUUUUUUUCCCCUCAGCUCAGGUACAGACAUCCCCCCCCCCCAGCUCACCCCCAUCUUGCUUGUCUUUUUCUCCCCUGUGAGUCCAGUUUCCGUUUGAGCCGUUUGUCUUUGAUUCCCUUUGAGUCAGGCAAUAAUCUAAUGUUUCCAGGUAAUACGCUGAGGUGGGGAAUGGUAAAAAUUAGUGAGUUUUACCCUAAAAAUAUUCUAGUAACUCAGCAAGACUAGGUGAAAUUGAAUAUCUAAGAUGCUUCCAGAUUUGACCCUUCAUGGGCAGAGUGGGUUCUUGUUCUAUCAAAGGUGAGCAAAGAAUUUAUACGUACACUUGCAACUUCUGACAUUCCAGAGGGUACAAAUAACUGAUAAGGAUGCACUUCCUUAGUGUGAUUCUUCUGAAAACCUUGUUUGGAUGUUUUUAAAAAUUAUAUCAGAAAAAUAACAUAUGGGUUAUGUAUGUUGUGGUGGGCUUACUGGCCUUUCCCCUUCAGUUGACUCUGAUUUUUGAUAACUCUGUAAUUCUGAUUAUUUUGGUAAGAGAACAGCCAUGGCAGAUGCAGUUGUAUUUUGGGGCAUGCAGUGUUUCCCCAAGGAAAAAGCCCCCCCCUCCCCCGCAAAGACAGAAGUCCUGGUGUGCAUAGCCAGCAGAACUUGGAAUACACCCCUUCCCUGGUUACUCCUGCUCCACACACCAUCUACUCAACAAAAGACUGGGAAGCAGAGCCUGGGGCCUCUGCCGAGGGGUUUGGAAUCCUGCUCCCUGAGUGCCUCCUGCCUGCACUCAGAUCACUUGGAACAGAAUUGUGUCAGAGGAGUAUACUUAGGACCUAACAAUCAUCUCAGUAGUUCACUUGAUAAAUUUGCAACCACAGGUUCAGACACUUUGGGGGGAACUGGGACCAGUCUGGACUAUGGCUUAAAUUAUUCAGUUGCUGUACUUGGAUACCCAGGCACCUUCAAGCAGGAAACCAUUUCCCAAGCGUAUUUAGGCAGGUGGCCCACUCUGUUCAUUUUUGAGGGUGGGGGUGGGGUUUCUGCUUUGGCCGGGGAACACCAGAAACAGGGCUCUUGACAUCUUCAGUCCUCACAGCCACCUUUCCCUCUUGUCUAGGAUUUCUUCCUUAGUCCUUCCUGGCCUUUGGCCCCUUGAAAAGAAUAGUUAAAUGGUAGGGCAGUCCUCCCCAGCCAUACUGAUGUGUACAUACAUGUGCACACAAGCAUCUCCCCUUCCAGCACCUUGAUCUUAGGUUAGCGCCAUCUCUGGACUCACUUAAAAUAGACCUGCAGUUUGGCCGGCCCUCUCGGUAUCUGACCCACAGGUAGUAGGACAGUCUAGAAGACUGGCUCCCCUAUUUAUGAGCUAGGAAAGAACCAGGUUCUGUAGGCUGACCGUUACAGUGAUGAGGUUUCCGAAUGUUUAUUCCUGUUUAAAAAGUGCAACUUCCCACACAUAGUCAGCCUUGGGUACAACUGGGUAGCUGGUAGCAACUGCCUUGGAGGCUCUGUGGCACUCUCUUGGAAGUAGCUGUCCUUGAACAUUUAAAGCCUGUUCAGGCCAGAUCUUCUGUGCCGACCAUUAGCAUCCGCCCAUCUGUUCUAGCACUUCCUGGCAGCCCCUCUUCUUGAGGGGUCCACCUGGACAGGGAACUGCUGAUCCGACUGCUGGCCGAGCCAUGCACCACUGCACAGGGUUUGCUCCCAGUAGCCACCCUCGUUCUUCACACAGGCUUUUUUAAUGGUGAGGGAGAAGGUAUAAUUUGGGAUUCCACAGUGCCUUGCAUACAGUAGGCGCCCAAUACCUAUUUGUUGAAGCAAAUCAAGUUCCUUGUUCCCACAGUGACCAAGGCAUCUUCCUCCUCUGAAGGGCUUGGCGGUUGUGGCUAAAAACUAAGCAUCAUUAUUUGCUCGAAACCAUAUUUACAAUUUGUAUGAAUUUCGGUAUAUUGCCAAGAUGGGAUCUUUUUCCUAUUGUAUUUUCUGUAAAUAUUUCUGCCACUGACUUGUAAAGUAAAGGAGAUGUAAAUAUGAA